UUUCUUUACCCACACACACAAAAAAAAGCCAUGAAAUACAAUGAGAUAUCCCAUUUCAGCCACCCUCAACACACACUUACAUUCGACUACACCGAAACCCCAUUCAAGUGCGACGGGUGCAAAGAAGUCGGCAUCGGCUCACAUUACCGAUGUUCCUUUUGCGAUUUCGAUCUCCACACACACUGCGCCAUACCUUCUCUUUCAAUCCACCACCCUUUUUACACCAAAUGUUCCUUCCAAUUCUUCUCGAGACCACCCGGCAACACACCUCGUUAUUGCAACGCUUGUGAAAAAGACGUUACCGGGUUCGUUUACCAUUGUAAGUCAUGCGGGUUCGAUCUUCACCCAUGUUGCGCGAAGUUACCGAUGGUAUUAGACGACGGAGAAACGAAUUUGUAUUUGUAUAGGAAAGUGAGGGCACCAUGUCAUAAAUGUGGACGUAAAGGGAGGAGUUGGAGUUAUAGGUCCAGUUGUAAGAAAUAUAAUUUGCAUGUUGCAUGUGUUAGGGAAAUGUUAGUGGAAAAUUGGCAUGAAUUGUAUUUUGGAUAUGGAAAGGGUAUUAAGAAACUGGAAAAUAGAAUCCCAAGUUUGAAAAACACAUUGCAAACACCACAUAAGAGAAGGAAAGGAAAAGUAAAGAAAUGUUGUGAAAUGGCUGGUCUGGCUUUACAAUUUGUGAUAUCAGCUGUGCUUGGGGAUCCCACAAGUCUUAUUGCUGGAGUUAUUGGAACAUUGAUGUCGUGAGGUUGAUUGUAAAUUAUGGGGGUUUCUAACUGUUUGUUGUCUUGCCUGGUUUAGUUCAAGUUCAUGUAGGUGUUUGUGUAAGAAAAAAGAACAUGACGAGAGUAGAAUGUUUAGCUUUUGGAUACCUGAAGCUCAUGCUUUUACCUGUCAUCUGUUCGUGAAUAAAUUCUCUGCAUGGUAACUCACUUUCAUGAAAAUAUCAUUUUCUUUAGAA
This is a messenger RNA of Gossypium raimondii (Peruvian cotton), 958 nucleotides long. RefSeq lists its product as uncharacterized. NCBI's taxonomy places the organism in Eukaryota, Viridiplantae, Streptophyta, Magnoliopsida, Malvales, Malvaceae. The record is from RefSeq and is a predicted model, not a curated record. The coding region runs from base 31 to 744 and encodes 237 amino acids. The transcript has a single exon.